AACUUAUUUGAACAAUUUUCGUGAAUUUUGGGAACAUUUUCGUGCGAUUUCAGAGCUAAUUAAAGUCGUUUACAACUCCCGACGCCGUCUUCGUUGGAAAAGUCUGAAAAACUUGCUCCUCCCGAAAAUGGCAUCGCUGCGAUCACUCGGUCUGGUUAACACAAAUCCUCAUCUCAACACAAAUAAAAGCAAGAAAUCGCAACCCACGCUUCCAACGAAAUCGCUUAAAGUUUCCCGGACGCCUGCGAAAUUCGCUCUGCAAGAUGUGACCAACAGCACCCAAAAACAGGCAGCGGAACGCAUAAACGUAUUUAAAGACCGCAACGCCCGGCGUUCCACGGAAAAAUCGCUCAAAGCCCCGACAAAAGAGAUCCUGCAAAGUAUUACCCCAUCGACGAAGAAACCGACCGCUGGAAAAGGCGCCCCAAAGUUCAACAUUUUUACGCCACUGGAUGCCGAGUACCAGUGGGGUGCCGCCGAUUGUCGCUUGCGGGAUGAUCUGUUAGAGCAGAUGAUCAACUGUGAUCUCGUGACGCCUUCCGCGGAACUCGAGAAGCAGCCCCUUCCGAAACCGACACGGUCGGACCUGCUGGAUCUUCCCGAACUGGACGAACCUUGGGAUUACUUCGACCAGCACUGCAAAUUGAAUCUGCUAGAUGCACCAUCACAACUCAAACCAUUGGCACUUCCGGCGGACGACUUCCCGCUUGUAGAUAUUCAAGAUCUAGAGUUUAUAUUCUAAUGAUGGUUGCCAUUCUUGCGUCUAGUGUUAAUUUUGACUGAAAUCUCAUUAAUCAUCAACCAUCUAGCCAUGUAACUCGCGUUUAAUAUAUACUAUCGAUCGUUCGAUGACGCGAAAAUUGUUUUCUUGUACAAGUAUUUAAUAAAAUAAAAUA
This is a messenger RNA of Anopheles darlingi, 896 nucleotides long. RefSeq lists its product as uncharacterized. The transcript has 3 exons. The record is from RefSeq and is a predicted model, not a curated record. Bases 128 to 742 code for a protein of 204 amino acids. NCBI's taxonomy places the organism in Eukaryota, Metazoa, Arthropoda, Insecta, Diptera, Culicidae.